Molecule: messenger RNA, 6479 nt
Organism: Zeugodacus cucurbitae (melon fly)
Lineage: Eukaryota; Metazoa; Arthropoda; Insecta; Diptera; Tephritidae
Gene: asp
Product: protein abnormal spindle
Exons: 6
Coding region: 200-6229 (2009 amino acids)
Biological process (GO): mitotic cell cycle; spindle organization; establishment of meiotic spindle localization
Cellular component (GO): spindle pole
Molecular function (GO): protein binding
Source: RefSeq, a predicted model, not a curated record
AACCCUUCAAAUAUUUUUCAAUUUGGCGGUUGUAAAUUGAGUUAAUUUGUCUAGAAUUGGUUUGUGAAAUAGUUCAGUUUAUAGUUUAUUUUAAUGUCUAUGUGUCUUUUACAAUCGUUAACAUUCUGUUGUAUAGUUGUAUUAACAAUAAACAUAAAGUUUACCAAAAGUUUAUACCUGUAUAAAUUAGCGAAAGAAGAUGAGUGCAUUUGAGGUGGUAGUUACUCCAACACGUCCAAAAUGCAAAAAGCGCAUGGAAUCUCGUGAACCUACUGAUGUUGUGAUGGCUCCAUUCUCUGCCAAAUCUAUCGUGCAAUUUGAGGAUGUGCCAAUUGGAAAAACGGCGCGACGUAUUUUGCGUGUUGUAAAUCCUUCAACAGAAGAUAUAGAGGUAAGAGUUAUUAGAGCUAUAGAUGCGGAAUAUAACAUAACAAUAAAUUGGACUGAAACCACAGUUCCGCGUUCGAAAACUGUUGAGAUGGAGAUGGUGUGGAGCCCUGUGCAAGAAGUUUCUUGUAAAGAAAUAUUACAGCUUCUUGAUAAUAGAAAUUUCCGUAAAGAUGUUAUGGUCAUAAUGAAAACUCGCAUAAGCAAUCCUGUUAAGACAGUGCGUAAAUUUCCAACUAUCUCAACGGGAAAUAACGGCUACGUUAGAACACUUCGGCUAAAAUCUCCCACAGGUACUUCAAAAUCGCAUAAAGCAAGUUCAACUCAUACACAAUCACGCAAAUCAGCUUCAGCGAUUUCUCAAAAGCCUACUAAGUCGCAACCAGCUCCAUCCACUUCACACGGCCGCGCUCCACCUCCCAGACAAGCAUGGGUAGAUUCCAAAUGUCAAUUACGUAAAGAACAACAACGUGAAGCUUUCGAUGAAAUAACUAUUAACUUUUCGCAUACAUCGCCUCUUUCUGAACAAAAUAUAUACGCGCGCAGCAAAACAAUGAAUGCAACUAUAACAUCUAUUUCAUCAACGAAAUCGCCAGUACUAAUUACUCACAAGGAGAAUGUCAGUCCUUUAACUCCAAGUAAUGUUAUUGAAAUGUUUGAUAAUAUCCAAUUCACACCGAUAAACAGCGAUGCCGUUAAAGGUAGUGCCGGGGGAAAUCCCGAUCUGGACAAUCUAGCUAAUUGGCCCACUCCAGUAAGCAUAGAUACUGUGAAAGUAAAUUUGUCUACAUUGCGACCACGUCGUUUAGCACCAGUAAGUGACCACACUGAUGCGGUUGAUGAUAUAAAUACUACUCAAAUGACAGUUGAGUUUCAUAUGGAUCCCAAUACUCCUGGUAAUACAGUUUUGACUAAUAAAACUUUUGAAGUUAAACGUGAAAAUAUUAAUAUGUCAACGGAUGCUCUUGAUACCUCAGUCAGUUAUGGUUUGACACUUAAUAAAACGAGUACGAUCAACACAACACCCAAGUCUCGACCAUUAGCAAUGAUAGAAGAAGAAGAAGUUAUUAAUUGUGGAAAUGUUGAUGCUGAAAAAACAUACGUUAAAAAUAGAGAUGUAAAACUUCCGGAAGGAAGUCCUGUUCGGGAAGAAGAAGAUUUGCUACGAGAUAUAAAAUUAGUUGGUACGCCAUUGAGGAAAUACUCGGAAUCAAUGAAGGAUCUUUCUUUACGCUCUCCAAAUAAACGUUACUCAGCUAGUCAAGGUUCAAUGCCGAACCUUAACGAAAUGGAGACCAUACGAUCCAUCGAACAAAAUCGGUAUUUUUAUAAUCACGUGCAAUCACGAGAUGCACUUAAAAUGUCCAUGAUUCAGGAACAAACCCCUAAUAUUGGUACCACGGCAUGUAGGAAUGAGGUUAACGUUUCAGAAUUAGCCGAUUUAGCUUUCAAUCAAAGCGAAAUUUUAGCGCAAUCAAGUCGUUUUAAUUUAAAUGAAGUUGGCUUGAAGUCGCGUAAAAGCAGUCCAGUAACUGUUUCUGGAAAAUGGCGAGAUUUACGAGGUGUAUCACCAAAAUCAUCAAAGACUAAAUUGAUUGAAAAUUCCCCCUCUAAAUCAAAAAGUCACAAGAGAAAUUCUCAGAAUUUAUCCAUCUCUGAUGGACAAAGCAGUGAAUCGUUGGCUACAACAUCGAGUGAAAAAUCAACAACAGCAAAGAAUUUUACCUCGACUACCCCAUACACAAGAAGUUCUCCUAAUAAAAACAUGAGCCUAAUCCUGGUUUCGCCUCCAAAGCGUCAACGUGUUGAAAAGGAAUUUGCUUUUGAGCGACCAUCAAUUCCAAAUAUGUCUCGUUCAAAGAAUUGGACACGCACUCUGGUGAAGAAAGUACGACUUGCAAAACCCGGCACACCACAAAAAGUAAUGCCACCAAAUAUUCAACCUUCAUCCAUAUCUCGUGAAUCAGAGAAAUUAUACGAUCCAGAGUUAUAUCUACAGUUUUGCAUCAAUCCCGAUCCCUUUGCAGCCAGUACAACUUGUGAUCCGUUCCUCGCUUCCACAAUGUAUUUAGACCAAACGGCCGUACAGAGGCAUCAACAUGAUUUUAAAAAAUGGUUAAAUGCACUGGUUACCAUACCGGCCGAUAUGGAUGCGAACAGCGAUGCUAAAAUCGAUGUUGGUAAACUUUUUAAUGAAGUGCGUCACAAAGAAUUGACCUUAGCACCCACCAAAGAAGAGCAAUCUAUGGACUAUCUUGUGCAACACCGACUUGAGGUUGUUCGACGUGCUGCUGUCUACUUGUAUCUAAGUGAUGAAGUGCGUGAACCCUGUUCCAAAGUGGCAGUGUAUGUAAAUAAAAAUGCCAUACGUAUACGGAACGAUAGGAAUUUACACCUUGAUGUAGUGAUGCAACGCUACAUAUUGGAACUGUUACUCUGUUUUAAUCCGAUGUGGCUGCGUAUAGGCUUAGAGGUUGUUUAUGGUGAAAAAAUUCAUUUGCGGUCAAAUAGCGACAUUAUUGGAUUGAGCACCUUUAUAUUGAAUCGGCUAUUCCGGGACAAACUUUUGGAGGAGAAAUAUUCACGUGCAUAUUCGCUCUCUGACGAAUAUGCGGAGUAUAUCAAAAAGUAUACAUUGACUAAAAUGCUUUGUUUGCUACUAUUUCUUGACAAAGCAAAACAAAAGCGCAUUAUCAAAUACAAUCCAUGUCUCUUUGUCAAAAAGUCACCUCAUAAGGAAACAAAAGAAAUUCUGUUGAAAUUCUCCUCCGAGCUACUGGCAAAUAUGGGUGACAUUACGCGCGAUUUGAAACGUCUAGGUUACGUCUUAGAGCAUAAACAAUGUUUCUUAGACGAAUUUAAUUACGCAUUUCAAAAUCUUGCCGUGGACCUAAGAGAUGGUAUAAGACUGACACGUGUAAUGGAGAUCAUAUUGCUGCGCGAAGACCUAACUAAACAACUGCGAGUGCCUGCAAUAUCUCGCUUGCAACGCAUUUACAAUGUAAACUUGGGAUUGCGAGCACUUAGUGAGGCCGAUUUCAAAUUGAGCGGCGACAUAACUGCGGCAGAUAUUGUGGAUGGGCAUCGUGAGAAGACGCUGUCACUGCUCUGGCAAGUCAUUUAUAAAUUCCGCUCUCCGAAAUUCCAUGCGGCUGCGCGCGUGCUUCAAAAAUGGUGGCGUAGCAAGUGGUUGUCUGUGUGGGUGAAGCGCCGUAUACGCGAUAAAGAGGAGCGGCGCAGACAAAUCGCGGCAACUACGAUACAAGCGUUCUACCAUGGUUACAUAGCGCGCCGCUGGGUGAAGUUAUAUCGGCAGGAACGUUCUUCGGCGGCAGUGGUGUUGCAGAAAUAUGCCAGACGUUUCUUGGCGCAAUCGUAUCUCAAACGCUCAAUACUUGCCGCCCGCAAAAUUCAACAUUGGUACCGCGGUUGUGUGCUCGGGGUUCGCUACCGCCGAUACUACACUGAUCUCCGCUGUUGUACACUAUUCAUUCAGCGCUGUUACCGCCGUCGUCUACUGUCAAAAAAACUAUUGUUAGUAGUCGACGAGUAUCGGCGAUUCUGCGAAGAAAAACGUGCCAAGGCAGCUACUUGCAUACAGAUAUUUUGGCGCGCCCACUGUGUUGCCAAGCUACAUCGCAACGACUUUCUGAAGUUGAAGUGGAGUGUGGUCGCCAUUCAGCGGAGAUGGCGAGCAACAAUUGCUAUGCGGCAGCAAAGUAAGGAAUUUUUAUUUAUACGCACCGCUGUCAUAUGCAUCCAGCGAUAUUUUCGUGCAAAACGCUGUAUGUUGCAGCAGCGCGCCGAAUUUUUGCACUUGCACACUUGUGUUCUAAAGAUGCAACAACGGCGCCGUUCCAUUUUACACAUGCGCGCAGUGCGUAACGACUAUAAACUGAAGAUCAAAGCUGUACAUACCAUUCAAACUCGCUGGCGCGCCACUUUAGCAAUGAAUCGGGACCGCACCGCUUACCAGCAGUUAAGUAAAGCUGUCUGCAAGAUUCAAGAGAGAUAUCAGGCGAUUAAAAUUAUGCGAUUGGAGAAGAGAAACUAUGAACGCUUACGCAACAGUUGCAUUACAAUACAACGCAAAUGGCGCGCCACCAUCCUAGCGCGUCGCACUCGUGUCGACUUCCUGACGAUCCAAUACUUUGCCACUGUGAUGCAGCAACGCUUCCGUGCCACACGUCUAAUGAAGCAACAGCACAUGGAGUAUACGAUACUGAAGGCAGCCGUAGUCAAAGUUCAACACAGAUACCGCAGCCUCCAAAUUAUGCGUCAUGAACGCUCAAGGUAUCAAAGUGACCGGAACAAGAUUAUACAGUUACAACGACGUUUCCGUGCAACAAUGGAAAUGCGAAAGACGCGAAUAUCCUACCAGCAAAAACGUAAAUCCAUUAUCUGUAUUCAAAAGUGGUACCGCUCCAUUCAGCGGACACGUCAACAACAGCAAUCGUAUAUCCGCUUGCGAAACUGUUGCAUUUGUGUGCAGCGCAGAUGGCGGGCAGUGCGAGUAGGUCGUCUUGUUCGACAACAAUAUCAGCAACAAAUACAACACAUUAUUACCAUACAACGACGUUGGAGCGCCACUCUACUAAUGCGAAAAGAACAAGCUGCCUUCCGCUGUAAACGCGCCGCUGUAUGUUCCAUACAACGCUUUUACCGAUCUUAUCGUGAAUCUUUAGCAGUACGUGCACAAUUUUUACUCAUGCGUAGAUCAGCGGUUUGUAUGCAACGCAGAUACCGUGCACAGCGCAGCAUGCGUGUUGCAAGACACGACUUCUUGUUGCUGCAUCGUACAACAAUUUAUUUACAACAAAAGUACCGUGGCCUUCGCAUAAUGCACCAACAGCGAUCCGAAUUCCUUUUCGUACGCCGAAUAGUGAUACAUUUGCAGCAAAAGUUCCGCGGUAAACAUGAGACUCGGCGAAAACGCUUGGAAUAUUUGCAAUUACGAAACACUGUUAUUGGAUUGCAAUCACAAGCGCGUGGACUAUUGGCACGCCGUCGCCUACAAAAGCUGAUGACACCGGAAAUGGUUGAGGAGCGGCGUCGCAGGAGGGCGGCUAGCAUUAUACAGCGUUUCUGGCGCGGUUAUCGUGUACGUAAAUGCUUCCAGAGCAUGCAAAUGCGUUUGAUUCGUCGAAACAUGGCUCUGUGGAAAAAAACCACUCAAGCAGCGAACACGCUCAGUUACAAAAUUUCGCAUGCAGUAUGUGUUCUCCGCGAUCAUUCAAGCGCGUCGGAAAUACUGCACGUUCUCAUAUGUUUGGAUCGUAUUUCUCGUACUGUGCCGCACAUUCUUAUGAAUCAGUCAGAUUUCGUAUCGACUUUCUGCUACGGCGUUAUGGCACAGACAAUACGCAGUGAGGUCGAUAAACAAUUGAUUCGUUAUUGCAGUCGGAUUAUUUUGAAUUUGGCGCGUUACAACAGCACCACGGCUAAUACUUUCCAGGAAAGCGGACUUGUUACCAUAGCCCAGAUGUUGUUGCGCUGGUGUGACAAGGAUAGUGAAAUUUUCAACACUUUGUGCACGUUGAUUUGGCUCUUUGCUCACUGUCCAUAUAAACGCCACAUUAUUCGCGAGUACAUGACGACUCCUGAAGCUAUAUAUGUGGUGCGUGAGACUAAAAAGCUGGUGGCGCGCAAAGAGCGGAUGAAUCAAAAUCUGCGCAAGCCUGUUGGAUCAACGCGUGUACCAAAGCAUCAGCAAUUCCCCAACCGUGCAUUACCGAGUCUCGAGCCUGACUACGGAGUCAUACACAACAAACCUUACACAUUUGUAUCGUCCGUAUUCGCAUUCGACAUGCUGCUAGCCGAACUGGAAAUUGAAGUUUCUUAACAUAACGUUAUUUGUAUGUAUGUAGUUUAGUAUUUGUCUUUGUCUUUGUUUAAUAUGGGCGACAGGCCCCACUCUUAGAUCAUUAUUUGUAUGAUUUUUUCGUUCUCUGUUUAUUUUUUACGUACAUACCUACUAGACUAUGCUAUUGAUACGCAUUCGCCUAAGCUACUGCACUGUUAUUCGUGAUUAUUUUAUAAUAUCUGUAUAUGUUAAUUUAAGGUUUAUCAAUGAAUAAAUUAACCACUUUGAA